Sphaeramia orbicularis (orbiculate cardinalfish) is the source of this 6581-nucleotide messenger RNA. It is a transcript of the gene nalf1b, whose product is annotated as NALCN channel auxiliary factor 1b. The record is from RefSeq and is a predicted model, not a curated record. The transcript has 3 exons. Gene Ontology annotation, molecular function: stretch-activated, monoatomic cation-selective, calcium channel activity. The coding region runs from base 616 to 1839 and encodes 407 amino acids. Gene Ontology annotation, biological process: calcium ion import across plasma membrane. Gene Ontology annotation, cellular component: plasma membrane. Lineage: Eukaryota; Metazoa; Chordata; Actinopteri; Kurtiformes; Apogonidae.
CCACUGCGCAACGAUGGAGCUAUCGCAACGAUGGAGAUGACGCAAACAGACCCAGCUCUCCGAAAAAGUGUUUCAAGACGAACAUGGCGGCAACUUAACCGCGGUCCAAGAUGACAAUGGCCAACGGGAGAAAGGAUUCUAAGCUUUCCGCUCAGGUACGGGACAGAGAAACCAGCCUGCAUGCUUCAAAGGGGCUCGUUGCUUUCCUUUAAGUGAAUCUGCAAACCAAACGGAGGCAGACGCGCAGCAUCAGCACCGAGAGGCUCGCAACAGCUGGUCUGCCUGCGCUCCCAACCAGAGAACAAACCCGGGGAGAGGGAUAAGGAUAAGGAGAGGGGAGCAUGCGGUCAAAGAGGACGCCGUUUCCCCCCGGAGAGCCAUGGAGAACCGGGAUGCGGCAGCGCGAAGCUUAAUCUGUGCGGGCGCGCUAAUUGGAUCGGAAUAGCACCGAUUGCUGCGGGCGCGAUAGAAGGAGCGCCCUGGACCCGGCGGAGGCACGGCACCCCACCGUUACAGGAGGAGAACCAACCGGAGUCCAUCCCCCCCAAAGUCAAUGAGUAUUGUGGCAGAGCAGCCCCCGCGGUGGAGUCGGCCAGGGCAGCACUUUCCUAAAAUAUGACCAGGGGUGCUUGGAUGCGUCGGCAGCAUGAUGAAGGCUUAAAAUACUGGUUUGCACCCCGAGAGAACGAGAAGCCAUUUACUGAGUCGGAGCGGGCCCAGAGAUGGCGACUGUCGCUGGCCUCUCUGUUGUUCAUCACCGUCCUGCUCUCUGAUCACUUGUGGUUCUGCGCCGAGGCGAAAUUGACGCGAACCCGAGACAAGCGGUCGGACGAGGGGUUUGCAAUCACGGACAUGGGCGAGUACACAAACUCCCAACACCACCACCAACACCACCACCAUCCUAUCCCAACAACACCUGACCCCCACCUUCUCGCCAGAAAGCAAGAUGUUAUUUUUAUAGGGAAUUCUACCAAACCUCUGUGGCGAAUGGACACCUGUCUCCCCGACAGCCUGUCCAAAGACUGCUUUACUUUCACGGACGCGAAGACCGUGUGCCGGGGCCUCUCCGAUGGAGGGGAAAACGGGACACAGUUGGCGUACGUGAAUCUGAGCGAUUUGUACCUUUCUUUUUGUAAUUCGUACUCACUUUUGGAUUUGUUUAACGGGUUUACGAGUGUGAACGAGUCUUUGAAUUGCACCCUGGAUAUGACCACGGGGGAGGAUCUGCAAGGAUGCAUGGAGUGUGUCAGGGCUUAUCAGAGUCUUGACCGGAGGGCGGCGGAGAACUACCGGGAGUUUGAGCUGCUGGUUCGAAAAUACGAGACGGAUGCAUACUCAGUUAGGACAUGCAUGGAGGAAUGCAAGAUGGUUUAUAAGCCCUGGCUGUGUUCUCAGUACUUCCACACCACCCAGAUCCACUGCGGAAAGCGAAUCCCCUGUGGUCAGUACUGCCUGGAGGUGCAGCAGCGGUGCCCCUUCAUCCUGCCUGACAAUGAUGAUUUAAUUCAUGGAGGCAGCCCCAGUUUUAUAUGCACAGGGCUGCUGGAGGACUAUCCAUCAGGUGUGGACCCACAUGCAGAGUGCUGUGACGUGCGGUGGGACUUGAAAGUGGACAACCGUUCCUGGGGGACCCUAAAAAGAACUCACCCGCCAUGCCAGCACCGUACCUCCCUCAGCUCCUCGGCAGCCUGCAGACUGUGUAACAGCCGGCUCAAACUCUGCCUGCUGGUCCUCGUCCUCCUACACACUGUUGCCAGCCUCACUGCAUCCCACAAUACAACAGGACUGGGCCUCCCCACCAUCACGCCUCUGGAGGAGAGCCCUGCCAACGAGGAGUGAUAGAGCUGCCAGGAGGAGGUGAGGUUGUUGGGGUGGGGGAUUCCCUCACCAUGGCAACGGAUGUGGAAAAAUACAGCCACAGUUGUGCGAACGGCUAGAGCUGUGUGCCUGUGGACAUUCUUCAACACUUUCUGGCAAAUGGAAAAUGUGGGAAGCUUUGAGACGAAAGACACACAAAUCAAUCAAAACAAAUAAAUAAGUAAACAAACAGACAUGCUAAGGGAUUCAACCCAUCCCUUAGGUAGACAAGGGGACAAUGCCACAGCCUUUGUUGAGUGGAAAGGUCGGCUUCCUCAUGGCUGAAUUUCUCUCACUACGCUUUUUUACACUGUGUUCCAAUUAUUGGUUUCUGUUGCACUGGCUGACUAUGGAAUAACACAAUCAUAUUCUCUUUUUAAUGUUCAUCCUUUGUGUUUGUUUCUGGGUCUCUCUUACAGGAAGAUAAUUUGUUCUCUAAAUAAGACAGAUAAUGUGUAGAAAUUAUUAGCUGCAAGUUUGUGUGUGCGUGUGUGAGGUGAUUUUACAUUUAAUUUGAGCGUGUGUGGGCGAGUGCGUGGUCGUAUGCAUGUCUUGAAGCCUGUGUGGAUGAGAGUGUGAGUGUGUAUUGCAGACUUGUACUCUCAAAGUCUACCUAACAGGUUGUAGCGCUGAUACUUUUACAGAGGCCUGCCAAGAUGUCACUAAGCUCUGCCAUGCUGUUUUGUUUUGGUUUUUUUGGCUACAGCCCCUUAAAAUGUUAAUGGGCUCUUGAUGUGGUCGGGGAUUGAUGCCUGUAAUAAGACUGAGGGUAAAGGAUACAAGUACUAACAAUAUACUGUAUGUCACGUGACUCAUAUUCACAUGCACUUAGCACAUUUCUAGGAAUUUGAAAAAAAACAACAACACAGUAAAAUUCUAAUUAAAAGUAAUCCUUUAAAUGGAUAAAAGUUUGGGACAUCACGUUGUCUGACAUAUCUACCUCGAUAAUCACAUAUUGAUAAUUUACAAACAGGUAAACAACAUUAUUUUAAGGUACUUCUCUGACAUCCUGUUUUUUGAUUAUUAUAUUGAUCAAAAGGUAAAGAAAGUGCACUCUGUUAGGUGCCAAAAACUUGUAGAAAGUUUUGUUUUAGCUUUUAAUUGACAAUUUUCUUGUUCUGCACAUUUUGCCAUAACCCCAGUUAACACAAUUUAAAAAAAAAAAAAAAAAAAAAAAAAUGGAAGUAUCACAUAUUAAAAGCAGGGUAGUAACACAAUGAGUAAGGUUUUUAAGCUGUUUACCACUUUAGAUAAUUUUAUCAUACAGAACAAAAUGAGAUCAUUUUUACAGCUUGUCUUAAUCAGAAAUAUUAUUUCAGGCAUUUUAAUCCCUUAUCAGAAUCUGGUAAUUUCCAUUCAUUUUCCUUGGCAAAGCUAAUUGACAUCAGGAGUUUACCAGUGGAUUGAUAUUUAGUACUGUUGUUCCACAAAACCUUUUUUUUUUUUUUUUUAAGUUAUUAUGAUUAAUAUUUUAAGAAAUUAAAGGUACAGUCCAGUCAACAAUAAUGUUAGGGGGGAAAAAAAUUCCCUGUUUUCUGUAGUUUAUUAUGAAUAGUUUUGUUUGUUCAUCCAAAAGCAAAACUGAUGACUGUAUCAGUGGUGUGAUUUUAACCUCAGGCCUCUUUAUUGACAGGAAACAUGAACAUGAGUGGAUUGUACCUUUAGACGCUUCUCAUUAUUGGAAAACUGUAUGCGGCUAUGAUGAAAACUAGGAUCAUAACACAUCUGCGGUAGUGUGAAGGAAAACCCCCGACCCACAAAUACGUACAUUACAUUAAUGUCCCGACACCCUGGCUGUACAAUGCAUUUAAAUUGGCAUUUUAUGUCUCGGCAACAUGAAAUAUUUGUUUGAAACAGCCACUUUGUUUUUGUUGAACCAAAAUGUGUAAUCUAUUUUCAUUAACUGCAUGUGGAGGCUGUCUGCCAGCUAAUGACAGCCUCUUUCGUUACGUUCUUGACCUGUAAGCGCCACAUUUCCCCCUAAAUCAGCUCCUGUAGCAUGCCCACUGUCCUGUACUUCUUUCCUCAAAACAUCAAACUAAUGUCUCAUUAAGUAAAGGGCUUAUUAAGAUACACAGUACACAAACAUUACCAUCAUCAGUGUCAGACACACCAAAACACACAGACAUCCAAAUUGUUAGACAAAAACACAUCUCCUGUUUUCACUCAUAUACCUGCAGUACAGAGGCAUUUCAAUGGCUGUUACUGGAGAGCAAGAACAGAAACAAACACAGAGAGGAGCAUGUCAUUGUAUAUGUGUACUAAUGGCAUAACCUGAUAAUCGUCUAAGUCAGCUGAAACUUACAUAUAUUUUAUAAAUGUUGACCAGCUUGUGAGCAGAAAGGAAUGGUUUGACCUUAAGGGCUGACUUUUUCGUAGUUUCUUUUUUUCUCUCCUUCUUCUUCUUCUUCUCCUUCUUCUUCUUCUUCUUCUUCACUGAACAAGGCUGGAAGAUCAGGUAGUUACACGAUAAAUAAAAUUGCUGAAUGAAUUUCUUUUCCAUUCUCAAGUAUGUUGAUGACUUAAAUGAGAUGUCCAAUCCAAUACCUGAUGUCAACAAUUUUAUUACAGCUAAUAUGAGGAUUUAAAAACCAUUGUUAUCCAUGCCACAUCUAUAUAACAAAUAUAUCUGCUUAUUUUAAAACUUAGUGCUGUUGAAACCCUGCCCCAACUCUAGACAUAAUCAUCCCUGCUUGCAUGAAACAGCUCAUUGUCAUUUGGCACAGCACACCCAUGCCCAUCUUGGAUGACCGCAUUUAGUGAUAGAAAAAUGCUGCUAUAUUAUUGGCAACCAGUAGAUGGAGAUAUUUUUUAUUUUUUUGUAUUCCUACUGCUGCUGAAGACCUGCUGCACAAGGACUGUCACAAGUAACACUCAAAGCAGAAAGGCUGAGCUCCAGAAGACACAGUGAUGGGCCUGUGGGUGAAAGCGUGCUCUUUUGUGUGUAUGUAUGCAUAAAUUUGUAUCUGUUGCUAAUUGCUUUGUUUUCUCUGGAGAGCUUGUUAGUGACUGUGGGGCCUGAAGGACAGGUGUGACAAGCCUUCUUUGUUUUUAGACCCACAGGGACCUACAACAUUAGUUGCCCUUUUACUCCUUUCAGCCCUAAAGCUGCAUGGACUGUAGUGUUACGCAUUGUAUCAUACAAUGUGUGAUUUCAGUGCCACAAGACCAAAACAGAGAAGGGUAGAUUUAUGUUUUUAUUGCAUAUUUCCUUCUGUCUCAAAUGGAGUAGAAUAGGCCAAGACGUGGAAGAGGUGGGAAAAUUACCUAAAAGUGGUGCCAAAGCAUAUCUUCUACUGAGUCAAAUAACCCAGACUAAAUAUGGUUACAAAGUGCUUUUCAUAGUCCAACAUAAUGGGUGACAGAAGAAUAACAGGGUCUACCAUUGUUGUAGAAAUGUGCCAUGUUAACGAAAUAUGAAACGCACUUCACAGGCGUCGUGUAACCCCUCACCAAAAGCACAUGUAGAGGAUCUCUUGGAGACAUACAUGUAACUUCAUUCUCCGUUCGUGUCAUGUCAGUGGCCAUGCUCUGAUGUAACAACCAUCACAGGUUGACCGCUGGACAUAACUUCUAUCAAUGACCCUGCAUUCCCAAGUCAUGCAUAACGCAUGUCUGCUCCUCAUGCAGUAAUGCAUCCUCACUGAGCAUCAGUCGCAUGGGUGCGAAUGCUGUGCAUAUGUGUCGUCCUUCAUAUCCCUCCAGAUGUUACUGCACCGAGUAUGGACAUAUGUGUGCAAGAUUUUUUCUGAUCAAUAAUACAGUAAGAUUUGAGUGAAAUAUAUCUCUAAUUUGAUUUUUGUGUUGGUAAUGCAGGCAUGCACUCAACAGUCGCUCUGCUGUGAGCAGUUUAUUUCUUGUGUUAUGGAAGUUUUUUAUGUCAUUAUACAGAGAUGAAAUUGCAUAGGGAUCCUAUAGAUUCAGUCUAGAUCCUCAACAAUGGUCUGUAGCAGUCGUAGGGUAUGGUCUGUCACAUUCCAUAAUACACCAACCUACAAAACCUGAUUUUGUGUUCGUUCCCCUGCACAUGUAGACAAUGUAUGCCUCUUGCCCUUAUCCCCUGUGCACCCACCACCAAAUGUUAACUACACAAAUAUUACCCUCUUUCACCACUUCUCAGCCUCUCUCUGUUUUCACAAUAGUUCUGUUCUCUAUCCUGUGGAUCUAUGCAGAAGCCCAUUCCUCUUUUGGUUGUAAAUAUGUUCCCUAGUAUGCUGAACAAUGUAUGUCUUUAUGUCCAGGUUUCCUGUGUAUUUUUGAGUUAAUGUCAUGAUGUUACUUUCUUCUUCUUCUUCCUCUAUUUUUUAUUUUUAAAUUUUAUUUUUAUUAUUUUUUCUUCUUUUGAGCGUCUGAAAUCCUUGUUGUUAAAGAGAAUGUGGUGAGGUUUAACCAAUAGACUUGUACUCAGCUUCACAACCUUGUUGUGAAAGGUUGUGAUUCUGUGUGUGUGAAAGUGAAAGAUUUAUGACUAUAGAAAUGAAAAAGGUUCAAAGGCAUAUAGAAGUAUCAUUGCGAUUAUGAUUAUUAUGAUUACUAUUAUACUACCAGUAUAUUGUAAUAUGAUAGAUGCUUUAGUUCAAGUAACUUCUUUAAUUUUUUUACAAACUUUGAUGAAAUGAUUUAUAAAACAGUCUCACAAGUCAUGAUCUUUUCGAAAAGUUAUGAAAACUACUGCUACAAUGAUUAAAAUUGUGUUCUGAUGAAAAUAAAUACAGAUAUAUAUA